This is a messenger RNA of Phoenix dactylifera (date palm), 1662 nucleotides long. Its product is annotated as 3-oxoacyl-[acyl-carrier-protein] reductase 4-like. The record is from RefSeq and is a predicted model, not a curated record. NCBI's taxonomy places the organism in Eukaryota, Viridiplantae, Streptophyta, Magnoliopsida, Arecales, Arecaceae. Gene Ontology annotation, molecular function: 3-oxoacyl-[acyl-carrier-protein] reductase (NADPH) activity; NAD binding. Gene Ontology annotation, biological process: fatty acid biosynthetic process.
UUUCCGCCCGCUUUUCAAAACAAAAUGCCCGAGUGACCGGACCCACUCCGCAACCCCAAACUUCGGUCCUUCCGCCGUGCCGCCUCUCUCUCUCUCUCUCUCUCUCUCUCUCUCCGGAGCUUCGAAAGACUCCUACCUCCCACCCACUCUCUUGUAUACUCUCUUCUCUCUUCUCUGGCGAUCCUCCGAAACUAUUACUCCAAGCUCUCCUCCUCCUCCCUCCUCCUCCGCCUCUCCCGAUCUCCUCCCAUGGCCGCCUCCAUCGCCUUCAACCCCCCCGUCAUCCGAGCGAGAUCCGUCGCCCCAAGGAGGAUUGCGCCAUUCCAGACCCUCUUUGCCGCCCCUGGCCUCGCCGCCCGGUCCCUUCGCCUCAAUUCCAGGCUCGUUUCGGAUGGGCCCGCUGCCUUCUCCGGUGUAAGAACUCAGGUUGCAGUUGUUGAACGAGCAAGCAUCAAUGAGGCUCAAAAAGUUGAAGCUCCUGUUGCUAUCGUUACUGGAGCUUCUAGGGGAAUUGGAAAAGCGAUAGCGUUGGCCUUGGGCCAAGCUGGUUGCAAGGUCCUUGUAAAUUAUGCCAGGUCUGAAAAGGAAGCUAAAGAAGUCUCCAAAGAAAUUGAGGCAUCUGGUGGUCAAGCCAUUACAUUUGCGGGAGAUGUUUCAAAAGAGGCUGAUGUGGAAUCUAUGAUCAAAACAGCAGUAAAUACAUGGGGAACAGUUGACAUAUUGGUAAACAAUGCAGGAAUUACACGAGACACAUUAUUGAUGAGGAUGAAGAAAUCACAGUGGCAAGAAGUACUUGACCUGAAUUUAACUGGUGUCUUUCUUUGUACACAGGCUGCAGCAAAACUUAUGAUGAAGAAGAAAAAGGGAAGGAUCAUCAAUAUAGCGUCUGUUGUUGGUCUUACUGGCAACAUAGGUCAAGCUAAUUAUAGCGCUGCAAAGGCAGGGGUGAUUGGUUUUACCAAAACUGUUGCAAGGGAAUAUGCAAGCAGAAAUAUCAAUGUAAAUGCUGUUGCCCCUGGGUUCAUUGCAUCCGAUAUGACUGCCAAACUUGGAGAAGCCAUUGAGGCGAAAGUCUUGCAGACCAUCCCACUAGGGAGGUAUGGGCAACCAGAAGAAGUUGCUGGGUUGGUGGAGUUCUUGGCCCUCAAUCCUGCUGCCAAUUACAUUACUGGGCAGGUUUUUACCAUUGACGGCGGGAUGGUAAUGUAAGCUCGAGUGGAUUUUUUUUUUUUUUUUUUUUUUUUUUGAUGCAAUGGCGGUUCACACAGGUGUGAAUGCGGCCAACAAAAUCAGAAAAUAAAAUACUACGUAAUGGCUCUGGAACAGAUCUACUCCCAACCCAAACAAAACCACCAGAGUGGUGGGCGGCAUAGGGAGUGGAUGUUUCAAUCAAGUUUUCCUGUGUGUUAAGCCCCCACCUGGCAGAUCAGAGUUUCCCCACUCUUGUUAGGUGAUUAUGGACAUGUUGGUAAUGUACUCUGGCUUCUCUGUGGUCAGGCUUUUUUUUCCUUCCCAUGUUCUGAACCUCCAUGUGGUAGUUCAGAGCUUCCCCACUCUUGUUAGGUGGUUAAGUGACAAGAACAAGAAAAUUCAAUUUCAUUUUUGCUGUUGGUGUACCUUCUUGCAACUGAUGUUUAUUUUGAUGGGUCAGAUUUAUAUUCA